AUGACGUUCUUAGCGAGUAUAUUGCCCGCAGACUCUGAGCUUUUCAGCUUCAAAGGCGCUGUCUUUUGGUUUGCAGUGUUUUCAGCAUUGGCCACCGUCUAUGCUGUUUAUUCAGUUAUAUACAAUGUUUUCUUCCACCCUCUCAAGCACAUCCCCGGUCCAUUCUUCGCACGCGCGUGCGGUAUUCCCUGUGCUCUACAUAUGUUUGACGGCAGUUCGGUCCAAUGGGUAAAAGAGUGCCAUGAUAAGUACGGCGAUGCGGUUCGUGUGACCCCAAGUGAAGUCAGCUUCAUCUCAGGAGAAACUGCUUGGCAAAGCAUAUACGGCUUCCGUGUAGGCAAGAGCAAGAACACCGGAUAUUACCUCAAGGACAGGAAUUGGUACUUAGCACCUACCAACGGCGUUGAGUCAAUCAUCAUAGCAGAUGAAGCAGGACACUCGAGAAUGCGACGUAACCUCGCACACGCUUUCAGUGACAAAGCCCUACGAGGACAAGAGAGUCUCAUUCAGUCUUAUGUCGAUCUUCUCGUUCAGCGCAUGGGCGAACACGCCGCUCAAGGCAAAGACAUGGAUAUCAUGACCUGGUACAACUAUGCAACUUUCGAUAUUAUAUCCGAUCUCACCUUCGGCGAACCACUCUACUGCCUGCGCGAUUCCGUCAAACACAGCUGGGUUUCCAUCACCUUCAAGUCCAUAACGGCCACCGGUUUGAACGCUGCUCGCAAUAAACAUUUCAUCUUCAGGUGGUCCAACUCCCUGCGCAGCAUUUUCCAAGACAACUCAGUUGCUGCGCGCGCACGACUCGAGUUUUUUGAGCGCGCCCGCGAUCAGGUCAGCAAGCGACUAGCGAAGCUUGACAGCGAGAAAGGCGUGGAAAAACCAGACUUCUUCACCCACAUAGUGAACAACCAAGAGAAGGAAGCAACAAGAAUGACCAGAGACGAAAUGGACAGCAAUGCAGUCACCUUUCUCGUUGCAGGUAGCGAAACCACUGCUACAACAUUGUCGGGCGCUACCCAUUUCCUCCUCCGUAACCCCUCUGCGUAUACUAAACUCGCUGCCGAAAUCCGCUCUCGUUUUUCUUCUCCUGACGAGAUCACUAUGGAAGAAGUCAACAAGCUCGAAUACCUCAUCGCCGUCUUCCAGGAAACUCUACGACUUUAUCCACCCGUUGCCACAGGCUUUCCUCGUGUUGUACCAGUGGGGGGCGACAAUAUCUCAGGCCACUAUAUCCCUGGCGGCACUUCGGUAUACUGUUCCCAACACGCGAUGUAUCAUUCUGAGCGCAAUUUCAAGGACCCAGAGCUCUUCGUUCCGGAACGCUGGUUAGGCGAGGAACGGUACAAGGAUGAUAAGAGGUCGACGCUGAAUCCGUUUAGCUUUGGACCAAGGAACUGUUUGGGCAAGAAUCUGGCAUACGCGGAAAUGCGUCUCAUCCUCGCUAAGAUCGUCUUCGCUUUCGACCUCGAACUCGUAGAGAAAGAGAGGGAUUGGAUGGGUGAGCAGAAGGUUUUCACGCUCUGGGAUAAAAGCGCGUUGAUGGUCAAAAUAAAGCCCGUACAGCGUUAG
Messenger RNA from Alternaria postmessia, 1569 nucleotides. RefSeq lists its product as uncharacterized. Bases 1 to 1569 code for a protein of 522 amino acids. Gene Ontology annotation, molecular function: monooxygenase activity; oxidoreductase activity, acting on paired donors, with incorporation or reduction of molecular oxygen; iron ion binding. The record is from RefSeq and is a predicted model, not a curated record. NCBI's taxonomy places the organism in Eukaryota, Fungi, Ascomycota, Dothideomycetes, Pleosporales, Pleosporaceae. The transcript has 5 exons.